AUGCCGACCGACGCUGUGCUGGGAGGCAGUGUGCUGAACGCUGGGCCUUUAGGCGCCGAGACAACGUAUGGGAAGCUGCCACCUUUGAACCCGGAGGACCUGAAGCUGCCGCCGCCACCGCCAUCGGCAGCUGGUUGUGUGACAGACACUGCGAACGCCAUUUCGUUCCGUGAAGUGUGGGACGAGAUCAAAGUCAAGACGCGAGAGAUGAUUAUGGGCUCGUCCGUAUCUGGUGUCAUGUCAGCCAUGCGCAUGGCGAACUUGGUGAUGGCCGGCUGCAUGAUUGCUCUCGCUGUGGGUCAAGUGAUUGAGUCGAACUCGGCCUUCUCCGUCAUGGCAGAUGCUUUCUCGGUCAUCUAUACCAUUUUUUUCGCUCUGCUGUUGGUAGGCUACGAGCUCCGUACUGCCUACAUUGACAAGCUGCUGCGAGGUGGCUUUGGUUUCAUGUAUAGUCCCUGGGGUCGAUGUCUCUUUCUGAUCAUGAUCUCCAUUUUUCCGAUUGGCAUGUGCGGCAUCUAUGGCGUGCUCGUCUCGCUCACAGGCUUUGCCAACGCGUACUUCAACUACUUUGUGAUCACGAAGCACCCGUCGUUCACGCGCGGUGUCCCGGACUACACGCCUCCCGUCCAUACCCCUGUAGCCAACCCGACGACGGUCAAGGAAGAAACUGUGAACAAAACGCUGUGCGAGCGGAUGUGCAAGAAACAAGCCUGCGCCAUCCAGGUGUGUUUGCGGCGCCGCGAGUACCAAGAGAGCAAGUGUGCAGCGGUCAUCAAGCGAUACUACGACUGCUGCGCUGCUGCGACGAAAGCAGAGCAGAGGAGUCUGCAAGAUUAUGGGCAUCCUGUUGGUGCGGACGAGUAA
This is a messenger RNA of Hyaloperonospora brassicae, 864 nucleotides long. The record is from the annotation of a GenBank genome assembly. Lineage: Eukaryota; Oomycota; Peronosporomycetes; Peronosporales; Peronosporaceae.